Molecule: messenger RNA, 2965 nt
Organism: Hippoglossus stenolepis (Pacific halibut)
Lineage: Eukaryota; Metazoa; Chordata; Actinopteri; Pleuronectiformes; Pleuronectidae
Product: B-cell receptor CD22-like
Exons: 15
Coding region: 350-2965 (871 amino acids)
Source: RefSeq, a predicted model, not a curated record
CAGUGAUGCUAACCCAGCAGCUAUCUACACCUGGUACAAGGAGGACGAGGACUCACCAAAAGCAUCAGGACAAAUCUUCACCAUCACUAAUAUCACAGCUGAACAUGCUGGAAAUUAUCAGUGUGAGGUCCAGAACACACGAGGACGUAGUAAGGCCACCUUACAUCUGACUGUUGGAGCAGGUGCAUGGAAAUCAGCAGUGACUGGAACAACCACAGCUCUUCUCCUGGUGGUCAUACUCCUCGCUGUCUUCCUGUGGAUCAGAAGAAACAAGUCCUUCACACAACAACGUGAGUGCGGUGAGAGACCAGAAGACAGAGCGCAGUCACAGACGAGAGCAGCAGCUACUAUGAGUGUAACUGCAGCAGCGAGUGGAUUUGUUGUCCUUCUUCUCACUGUGACAGUGGUACAGUGUGAGAAUGGCUGGGAUGUGAGUUACACUUCUACUGAGAUCUGUGCCGUCAGAGGAUCAACAGUGGACAUUACCUGUACCUACACAUACCCAUCCACAUUUAAUAACCAUGAUACUACAGUUCAGGAAACUUUCUGGUUCAUUCAAGAGAGUAAUGGGAUUCACGUUGAUCUUAGGACUGAUCCGGAGUAUUCAGGUCGUGUGGAGUAUCUCUGUGGAAACAACAAGUGCACUCUGAGAAUCUCUAACCUGAGAGAGAGCGACUCAGCUGUGUACAAGUUCAGGUUCACAACAAACCAACCUACUGGGAGUUUAACUGGUUCAGCUGGAGUCACUCUGUCUGUCACAGAUUUGCAUGUGCAGGUGAGCACAUCAGUGAAGUCUGACACUUAUUACCAUGCAGAGCUCAGGUGUCAGAGCAGUUGUCGUCUUCCUGAUCAUCUGAACUACGUCUGGUACAGGAAUCAACAGAAGAAGAUAGGAGUAUCUUAUACAGGUUAUUUGUAUUCUGCAGACAGAGUUUCCUGUGCUGUUAAAGGACACAAGGAUUUCCGCUCUCCGUCAAUGUUGGUAAGGAGUCAGAAUGGCUGGAAUGUGAGUUACACUUCUACUGAGAUCUGUGCCUUCAGAGGAUCAACAGUGGACAUUACCUGUACCUACACAUACCCAUCCAGGUUGAAUCACCUUGAUACUACAGUUCAGAAAACUUUCUGGUUCAUUCAAGAGAGUAAUGGGAUUCACGUUGAUCUGAGUACUGAUCCGAAGUAUUCAGGUCGUGUGGAGUAUCUCUGUGAAAACAACAAGUGCACUCUGAGAAUCUCUAACCUGAGAGAGAGCGACUCAGCUGUGUACAAGUUCAGGUUCACAACAAACCAACCUACUGGGAGUUUAACUGGUUCAGCUGGAGUCACUCUGUCUGUCACAGACCCUCAGCUCCAGGUACAUGUGAGGAGAUCAACAGCCAAUCCAUAUUCUACCUGGACAGAGCUGACCUGUCACAGCAGGUGUCAGCUCCCUGAUCAUCUUUCCUACGUUUGGUACAAUAACAAGAAACUUGUUGGACGAAAAAAAUACUUUCACCUCCGACACUUUAAUGCUGAAGACAGCUAUCACUGUGCUAUAGAAGGACAUGAGCGUUUCCCUUCUCCUACAUUGUACGCUCCAAAGCCUCCCUCUGUGUCAGUGAGUCCCUCUGGUGAGAUCAUGGAGGGCAGCUCGGUGACUCUGACCUGCAGCAGUGAUGCUAACCCAGCAGCUAAUUACACCUGGUACAAGGAGAACCGAACUCUGCUUCAAGGACCAGAGGGCGUUUAUCGUCUCUCCUCCAUCAGCUCUGGGGACAGCGGGGUCUACUCCUGCAAGUCUGAGAAUCAGUACGGACGGAUCAACUCCACGUCUCUACACUUAGACGUCCAGUACGCUCCAAAGCCUCCCUCUGUGUCAGUGAGUCCCUCUGGUGAGAUCAUGGAGGGCAGCUCGGUGACUCUGACCUGCAGCAGUGAUGCUAACCCAGCAGCUAAUUACACCUGGUCCAAGGAGGACGAGGACUCACCAAAAGCAUCAGGACAAAUCUUCACCAUCACUAAUAUCACAGCUGAACAUGGUGGAAAGUAUCAGUGUGAGGCCCAGAACACACAAGGACGUAGUAAGGCCACCUUACAUCUGACUCUCGAAUAUGCUCCAAAGGUUCCCUCUGUGUCAGUGAGUCCCUCUGGUGAGAUCAUGGAGGGCAGCUCAGUGACUCUGACCUGCAGCAGUGAUGCUAACCCAGCAGCUAAUUACACCUGGUACAAGAGAAGUGGAGAUGAAACAGUUCAACCUCUCAGUGAAGAGACACAAUUUGUCCUCAGCUCCAUCCGGUCGUCAGACUCUGGAGAGUAUUACUGCACAGCUGAGAAUGAGCUGGGAAGGAGUUCAGCAAACAUCUCUAUUACUGUGACAUAUGCUCCACAGUCCUCCUCUGUGUCAGUGAGUCCCUCUGGUGAGAUCAUGGAGGGCAGCUCGGUGACUCUGACCUGCAGCAGUGAUGCUAACCCAGCAGCUAAUUACACCUGGUACAAGGAGAACCGAACUCUGCUUCAAGGACCAGAGGGCGUUUAUCGUCUCUCCUCCAUCAGCUCUGGGGACAGCGGGGUCUACUCCUGCAAGUCUGAGAAUCAGUACGGACGGAUCAACUCCACGUCUCUACACUUAGACGUCCAGUACGCUCCAAAGCCUCCCUCUGUGUCAGUGAGUCCCUCUGGUGAGAUCAUGGAGGGCAGCUCGGUGACUCUGACCUGCAGCAGUGAUGCUAACCCAGCAGCUAAUUACACCUGGUCCAAGGAGGACGAGGACUCACCAAAAGCAUCAGGACAAAUCUUCACCAUCACUAAUAUCACAGCUGAACAUGGUGGAAAGUAUCAGUGUGAGGUCCAGAACACACAAGGACGUAGUGAGGCCACCUUACAUCUGACUGUUGGAGCAGGUGAGUCAUGUGAAGUCCUAACACCUUUAGAGGUUCUGGAGCUGUGGAUUGACUUUAGCCUGACUUUCUUUUUUCACCUGGAUCAUUGA